Messenger RNA from Huiozyma naganishii CBS 8797, 2085 nucleotides. Its product is annotated as putative metalloendopeptidase. The transcript has a single exon. Bases 1 to 2085 code for a protein of 694 amino acids. Gene Ontology annotation, cellular component: cytoplasm. The record is from RefSeq and is a predicted model, not a curated record. Lineage: Eukaryota; Fungi; Ascomycota; Saccharomycetes; Saccharomycetales; Saccharomycetaceae.
AUGGGGUCGUCUGGUAUAGAGUUUUUCAAUUUAAAGGAGAAAGAGCAUGUUGUCUCGCCCUGUGUAAUCAUUCACGGGAAAUGCUCGCAGAAGAGCGCCAAUGCGCAGCAUAUUCAAGUCCAACACCCUCAGUUACCGACUUUGAACUUCCCGAUCAAUGCCAACAUCUUUAAGGCGACUGUACUGUUGUCCCCUGGGGAAAACAGACUUGUUUUUGUCACGGACACUGGUGCGUCUAAAAUAAUCACAUGUGUGUACACGCCAAUGCUACAGAAUAAGCCCGUCCAUCUGUGUCUCAUAGUCGCGAAGGACUCGCCACUAAAGUUUGAUUCGCCUGCCUCACAGAUCAGGAAAGAGGGCGGGAACGGGAUCGACCUGGCUAUCAGGAAGUUGAGAAUUGGGGCAAGGAUCAUGCAGGCCUUCACGAACGAACAGAUGCUGCGGAACGGGUUCGGGCAACGGACCUUCAAUUUCGUCGAAGAGUAUGCAUUGGAUACACAAUUCAAGACCAAAACAGAGAUGAGGAACACCGUGAAGAUCCAUGUUCUUAACUCGGACAGGUCCUUAAAAGAGAUUAGAGAUGCAAACGUGGCACAGCAGAACCCAAAGGGAAACAACACGGGCGCGCUUUUCUCUUGGGCCUUUGAGGCAUUGGAUAAGUACGGUGGGCCCUUUGCUCAAAAGGAGAGCCCAAUCCAAGCUGCAUGUAUUUAUUUGGAUACCCAUUGGGACGGAAACAUGAUUCUCGGGCAUGCGGCCCUCGGUGGUGGUAGCGACAACGUGAAACUGGCCAUUUUUGGCUCCCAUGGAUUGUACUCUUGGCCGACGUGCAUAGAAGAGAUCGUCCCCUAUUUCUUGGAUGACACCAAGUCUUCGACACAAGAGGUUGCCAAUGACUGCAAUGAAUGUGGGUCCCACUGGGAGUGUCUGACCGUCACUUUGGGUGCGUUCAUGCACGAGAUUGGCCACUCGUUUGGGUCGCCACAUCAGGUUGACGGGGUCAUGCUGAGAGACUACACAAGAUUGAACAGAUCGUUUUUGACUAAAGAAGCGUACUCAACAAGAACCAACUCUCACGGUGCACCUUCGCCAAUUUUCCCGAAGGAAGAAUGUGGUUGGAACCGCAUGGACUUACUAAGAUAUCUAUUCCACCCAUCGUUCGCCAAGGACACAGAUUACUACGACCAUGGCUUUUUCAGACCAAGCACCAACGGUAAUUUCAAGUUUAGUAGACCAACGUUCUACGCCUUAGGAAAUGAUAUGUGCCGUAUAUACAGUCAAACAGGGAUCUACUGUAUUGAAGUUGUUGCAGAGGAUUUAGCAAGGGGGUUCAUCGAAUACCUGCCAAAAAGCUUGGGUGGUACUGGACUGGAAAAGGAAGUUUACAUAUCGUUAGACGAACUGCGCGGGUUGAUGCCUCCAGACUGGCAAAAAAAACAUGGCAACGACUUCAAAUUGAGAGUACUAGCUGCCAAUGCACCUGAUCUGUGGAUUGAGAACUUGCCCGAAUCCAUCAGAAUUAAACCGAUCUCUAUGGCUCAGUACGGCUUUGGCUCGGAGGUAAACGGUAUGAAGUCGGAACUGCUUGGUAGCAGCAAUCGUGGUACAGAAACCGGAAUUGUGCCCGUUGACGUGAGAAAAGUUAUUGCCGUAAGGGUAUACCACGGUGCUGCACUCGAUGGUAUUCGGUUUUUCAUGCAAAAUGCCGGGAGUCCUUCUUCUUCGAAGGAACCACCUGUUCCGCCAAGAACAUACUUGGCAAAAAUGAAGGAAUCCAUAAAAACAUCCAAGCACAACUCCGAAACUUCUGAUUCAAGUGUUUUGUUCGGUGUCCAAACCCCUGAUUACACGGAUAUUGUAUUGGAACCUAAUGAAAUUAUUGCUGGUUUCAAUGUCCGUUAUGGUGCCUGGGUAGAUGCUAUCCAAAUCAUUACCAGUCAUGGGAGGAUGACUGAUGUAUUGGGUAAAACCGGUGGGGGUGGCCCUAGUGAAUUGAAACCGCCAAGUGGUCAAGUAAUUCUGGGUCUUUUUGGAACAGUUGGGAGAUGGGUAGACUCUAUUGGUAUCGUAUAUGGUACCUUGUAG